AUGUUUCUAGCCCAUAAACGGUUUGGUGGUGAUAUUACGGUAUGGAACCCAUCAACUGAUGCUCACAGGAGAAUUCCACUACAUGGUGAUAGUUUAAUGUUUGAUCAUCUAUAUGGUGUUGGGUAUGAAGAAUCAAGAGAUGACUACUUGAUAGUUAAAAUCCGAUUGGAUGGCCCACAAAUUCAGGUUUUCUCACUGAAAACCAAUGUUGCCUCCUUCGUUCAUGGUGUUGAUGUUACCAAUGUGGAUUACGGUCAUAAUCCCAUUGCUGGGGGUGGGCUGUUAUUGAAUGAGUCCCUUCAUUGGUUGGUUUUCUCUCGUGCUACACAGCUUCAUGUAGUUCUUGCCUUUGAUUUGAUACACAGAAGUCUAUUCGAGAUUCCUCUGUCACCUGAUUUGACAACAGAAUUGACACAAAAACAAUAUCAUUUGAACGUAAUGGGAGGAUACCUCUGUCUUUGUUAUCAAGGUAGAGAUGAUAAAUGUGAAAAUGCUCAGAUUUGGAUGAUGAAAGAGUAUAAAGUGCCGUCUUCUUGGACUAAAUCUUUUGUUCUACGAUUUGCAAUUAUUUCAUACAAGUACAUACAGUUUUACCCCAUAUGCUUUACUAGAUGUGGUGGUCUUUUUGGAUCAAGUGGCUAUGGAGGAUUAAUGAAAUUUAAUGACAAGGUACACAUUGAUGAGUGGCGCACAUAUUUCCCAUACAAUGAUUUUGUAAGCCCUCAUGAUUUGUAUAGAGAGAGUCUAUUAUCACUACCUAGUGGCGUUGAUGAAGCAAACUAA
Lotus japonicus is the source of this 783-nucleotide messenger RNA. Its product is annotated as F-box protein CPR1-like. The transcript has a single exon. Lineage: Eukaryota; Viridiplantae; Streptophyta; Magnoliopsida; Fabales; Fabaceae. Bases 1 to 783 code for a protein of 260 amino acids. The record is from RefSeq and is a predicted model, not a curated record.